GAAAGAGGGCAUAAGUGCAUGUAUUAGGUGUGUGUACCGACUGAUCAAAGGUCGCUGGUUAACAUGAACGGGUAUGUGAAGAGGAAGUGACGCAUGCGGAGAGCCGGGGUCCGCAGCGUGCUCUGACAGAUAGCUUUGGUGGAAAGAUGAUGCCGAUUAUGUCAGCCUAGUUUUAAUAUAAUGGUAACCAGUUACAAAUAUAAGUAAAGCCAGCACCAUGACCUCUCAGUUGUCAUUAGUCUGGAGAAGAGCACCGAAGUUGUGCCGAUCUAUGCUGCAGAUAUCAAGGUGUCCACUGUCACAAACCAAAAACACCUGUACCAGAUUUUAUCAUGUUGUCCCUGUGGCGAAGAUGAGCAAGUGUAGCAGACCCAUCACAUCUGACAAAGCUCACAUAAACACCGUACGUUUGCCUGUUGUAUAUCAACAGUGCGCCACACUACACAUGUUUUCAUAUGUACAAAGUCCAACAACUCUCACUGGUAGACCAACAGAGAAGAAGGGAGACAACUCAAGACCUGGCCUGGAUAGUGCUGCCCAAACUGGCUGGGUGAUAAGACUGGCCAAUGAGAAUGGUUACCUGUCCUGGUGUAGGAACACUUACCUGGCCACUGUGGUUGGGGUGGGAAUGUGGGCAGAGGGACCCUCAUCUAUAGCCUUCCAUGCCACAGAGGGUGCCCUAUUCCUGGGAGGACUGAACUUAGUUCUAGGAACGGUCAGUUACCUACACACUAUCUUCAGGGUGAGGAAGGCCAUCCACAUGUCCCGGAUCGGGACGGGACUUCACACCCUGGCCGCCCUCACCCACCUGGGCAUCUGGUUGACAGUCGUUAUCACUUACCUGGGCUACGUGGAGGCAGAAGAAGAGGCCAGGCACCCAGGUACUACAGGCCUUGAGGGCUUUGACAAGGGGAUAUUUCUGGAAUCCAGUGUGAGGAAAGAUCCACCUAAAUGAUCAAAAACAAAAGAUAUUAGAUGUAGAUAUACAUGUAGGAGUAGAUAGAGAGAUAUAUUUUUUUACUACACGACUAAUUGUUCCUAUUUAUUGCCUGUAUGUAAUUAUCAUAUAACUGUCAGGCUUUGUCAAACUCGUGGACCUUGAUAUAAUAUUACAUUUUGUUUGGUGUUUUUUUGUUGUUUUUUUGAUGUUUUUUUUUCUUAGAAGAUGUAGCCUUUUAUCUACAUCUGCUGUUAUUCUGUUUCUCUCUCUCCCUCUUUCUCUCUCUCUCUCAUUAUCUUUGCUUUUGUGUAAUCCAGACUUUAUAGAUAAAGAUAUUAUCCUAAGAAAUACUUGUUAAUGAACAGAUUGAAGCUUCAGUGAGAGAAAAUUGCCGAAUAGAAGUCUGAGUUGAAUUGCAGUUAGGAUUCAGUUAUUUGUAAGAUUUAUGUAAUGGGAAUUACAUUGUGCAUGUUUAGUGUAAUUGAGGUUUAACUCGGUUCUCGCAAGCUCAUGUUAGCAGUUAACUCUAUAAAACGACAUAAAAAGCAGCCGUUUGAUAUUGCAUGUAUUGUGUUAUUUUAUGCAUGAAUUACGUUCUUUUUUGUGUAAAGCCAUGUGUUGUGUUCUUUUCUGCAAUACCAUAACACCUAUGUACUUCGUCAGUGUGAGACUUUAAAUCGAUGUAUAUUUCUUCAGUGACGGUUAAGGAUUUGCCAGACACAGACCUGAAAUAAAGAAUUUACAUAUUUUU
Molecule: messenger RNA, 1691 nt
Organism: Liolophura sinensis
Lineage: Eukaryota; Metazoa; Mollusca; Polyplacophora; Chitonida; Chitonidae
Exons: 6
Coding region: 218-955 (245 amino acids)
Source: RefSeq, a predicted model, not a curated record